This is a messenger RNA of Xylona heveae TC161, 1881 nucleotides long. RefSeq lists its product as hypothetical. Gene Ontology annotation, biological process: mitochondrial respiratory chain complex I assembly; biosynthetic process. The coding region runs from base 17 to 1528 and encodes 503 amino acids. The transcript has 2 exons. Gene Ontology annotation, cellular component: mitochondrion. The record is from RefSeq and is a predicted model, not a curated record. Lineage: Eukaryota; Fungi; Ascomycota; Xylonomycetes; Xylonales; Xylonaceae.
CCCAACAACAAAACAAAUGUAUUCUACUCGCGCAAGCAUACGGCUCUCACGCCGCUUGUGCAAGCAAUAUGACACUGUCCAUAGCGUCAAAACACCUUUCCGCAGGAUCUCGAGCAAUGGCGCAGACGCCUCACAUACAUCUACUCCUUCCGAGUCCGAAGUCACCUCCGCAAGAGCGUACUGCUUGAACCUUUUACAGACAUAUGACGCCCCAUCCUACACUCUGCAAACAUUCAUACCGACCUCUGCGCGCGAUGCAUACCUUGCCAUUCGGGCAUUUAACACAUCCAUUGCGCAGAUUCCCGACACCGUGACAAACGCUACCGUCGGGGCUAUGCGCAUGGAAUUCUGGCGACAGACCAUUUCAUCCACAUUUGCCGGGCGCCCUCCCAAAGAACCCGUCGCUAUUCUUCUCUCGCACGCACUGUCCACAUUAUCUUCUCAUUCCCAGUCGCUCUCCUCCUCCUCGUCUUCUUCAUCUUUCUCCAGCAUGCCCAAAAGCUGGUUCCUCCGCAUCAUCUCCGCGCGCGAACAAUAUCUCAACAACGCACCCUACCCGUCGCUGGACGCCCUCGAAUCCUACGCCGAAAGCACCUACUCAACGCUCCUCUACCUUACUCUUUCCGCACUGCCCCUGUCGUCGCUCACCGCCGACCACAUCGCAUCACAUAUUGGCAAAGCCAGCGGCAUAGUCGCCGUCUUGCGCGGACUGCCUUUACUCGCUUUCCCCUCUCCCGCACCGCAUCAUUCUAAUCGCUCUGGACUUGGCCUUGGACUCGGCGCAUCCGGGCUGGAAUCUACUCGCCAGGGCGCAGUCACACUGCCCCUAGAUAUUAUGGCCGAAGCAGGCGUCAAAGAGGAAGAAGUCUUCCGGCGGGGCGCCGACGCGCCGGGCCUCCGCGACGCCGUAUUUGCCGUGGCCACGCGCGCCAACGACCACUUGAUCACCGCGAGACAAAUGUUGAAAAACGUCUUUGCGGGGCAGGACGUUGGUCACGAGUUUGAGCAUGCUGCUGAGCAAUUGGAACAUCGGGAUUAUCCUAGUCAUUAUUCAUCCUCUCCUCUUUCUCCUUCUCCUUCUCCGCCUCCGUCUAGGACCCAGAAUCGGCCACCCGAGGCGUACGACUCCGCAGACGAUCCCUCUGGCGGCGGCUACGACUUGUCUCGCGAGACAUACUCUUCAUUUACUUCCUACGACACACCCACUCCUUCUACUUCUACUCCAACAAGUUCAGGCUCAAGCCCAUUUGGUACCGCCCCUGCGCAGACAAGGCAAGAUUCCCUGUCCCCGUCUCUGUCCAGUGGCAUCACAGCGCAGAAAGAAUACCAGCAGCACCAGCACCAGCAUAAUAUCCAACUGGAAGAAGUCGAACGCGCGUUCGGCGUCUACAUGCCCGCUGUCGCGACGAGCUUGUGGUUGGAGAAAUUAGAAAAGCUUGAUUUUGAUGUGUUCCGGCCCGAACUGCGAGGCCGAGAGUGGAAGUUGCCCUGGAAGGCAUACUGGGCGUUUACGCGGCGGAGGAUUUAAGUAUUUGUAUUAUUGUUAUCAAUUUUAUUUUUCUAUUUAUUUUUAUUUUUCUAUUUUUAUCUUUUUUAUCUAUCUGUUAUUUUGUUAUUUUUAUAUUCUUUAUCUAUUUAUUAUUAUUAUUAUCAUUAUUUUUAUUUCAGUAUUGUUGUUAUAUAGAGCACGAUUGAGCAAUCUAGGUAUAUAUAAGAUCAUAUCAUACCAAGUAAUGUCACAGGGUAGAGGUAGCGUGGGGCAUUUCACUAGGAUUCGAAAGGAACAUCGUGCAUAUUCCUACAGUAGCACAAUACAACGGAACUUUACCUGACGAGCCUCCUGCUGCCUAAAGCGGCAGCUUCUGACUCCACGACUAACCC